CUGUGUGUGAAUGUCGCAGCGGCUUUUAUCGGGCAGCCGGUGAUGCCAACUCUUCUGCCUGCACAAGUGAGCUUCAUGUCUCCUCCGUCUGCUCCGGUUUCUCCAUCCUGGGAGUACGAAAGCGGCGAUGGGGGAGUGUCCUUAAGGUGGCGGCCUCCGGUGGACAUGGGGGGUCGCGGUGAAGUUUGGUAUGGGGUGGUGUGUCGCAUCUGCCCCUCGCCCACCUUCACAAACCCAGCGGCGUGCUCCUGGUGUGGAGAGGGCGUCACCUUCAGCCCAUCCCAGACCAACCUGAAACGCACCAAAGUCACCCUCAACAACCUCCUAACCAGAGUCACCUAUCUCAUACAGGUGCAAGCCAUGAAUGAAGUGUCAGCUUUGAGCCCUUUUCCAGCUCGAUACACAAGCAUCAAUUUCACCACCAGCCAGUCAGUUCCUAGUACAGUUCCCAUGAUGCACCAGCUGAGCCGUGCUCCAGACUCCAUCAUUCUUUCGUGGCCUCAGCCGGACCGGCCCAACGGAGACAUCCUGGAGUACCAACUCAGAUACUAUGACAAGGCAUGUGAGCACAUAAACACCUUUUCCCCAACACGGUUAUCAUAUCGAUGGAAAGGAAAUCAAUACAUACACAACAAGAGUCCCUUAAAGUGUUUGAUCUGUGUCCUUCAGGGCUCAGAUGUGGACAGUGCGCUCACUGUGUACAGUGAGACCAACACAGUGACCGUCAACUCUCUGAUUCCCGGUUCCAUCUACGCCUUCCAGAUCAGAGCUCGAAAUGAGAGAGGCUAUGGCCCCUAUAGCAACACCAUCUACUUCACAACUCUUCCUCUGGAGGAGCAUUCCCAGCAGAUCCAGAAUCGGCUUCCUCUGCUGGUGGGCUCAGUGAUGGGUGGAGCAGCGUUUCUCCUUGUUGUUGCGGCGAUUGUGGUUGUCGUUGUGUUUCGCAGCAAGAGGAGAGAGAGUCCUUACAGCGACAGACUUCAGAGGUACAUCAGUAACAGGGGUGGAGUGAAGUAUUAUGUGGACCCAUCCACAUAUGAGGACCCAAGUGAGGCGGUUAAGGAAUUUGCCCGUGAGAUAGACCCCUCUCACCUCAAGAUUGAGGAGGUGAUUGGUGCAGUUACACAACACUCCUCACACCAUCGGCUGUACUUACAUCUAACAGCUUUCUGUCCCUGUCUGCAGGUGAUGAAGGCAGUAGCAGACCAGUACCGCCUCCCCGCCCCCCACAGCUGCCCCCCCGCCCUCCACUCGCUGAUGCUUCAGUGCUGGCAGGCCGAACGGGGGGAGCGGCCGGGCUUCGACUCGCUCCUGUCUUCCUUGGAUCGUCUCAUCAGGCACCCUGCCUCCCUCAAGGCGGAGCCUACUCGAAGCUGCUCACAGCCACUGCUCAGCCCCACCCCCACAGACUUCUCGUCGGUGGCCACGGUCGGUGACUGGCUGAAGGCGCUGAGGAUGGAGAGAUAUCAGGACGAGUUUGAGCGAGCACACCUGGACACAUUAGACAGAGUUAGCACACUCACUAUGGAAGAUGUCCAGGACCUGGGCGUGAACCUGCUGGGACACCAGAGGAAGAUUGUCAGCGCAGCCCAGCAGCUCAGGAACCAUCUCAUGCAGGGACAGGUGGAGGUCUGACAUCCACCCGCGGUCCGAUCUGUGUGAUGGAUUUUUAACUAUUUUCACACUCCUCUGCUUGUUGCGUCUGGUUUCUGCAACACUUUCAUAUUCAAGGAGCACAUUUUAAGCUGAAACAGAGCUCUAGUCAGCAAACAGUGCCACUCGGUGUGAUCCAAUAAGAAUGACACUACCACCAGAAAGAGAGGAGGAAAAAAAGGCCGCUAGUCACUUACUCGAGACAUGUAACAGAAGAUGUGCACCAUGGGAGCCGCAGUCCAGGUAGAAGUGAGGUUAGAAAACGGCUGCAGAGGAAGAUUUCAAAGAUUUUGUUAUGUUGUUCUUCCCACUAUGUUUCACUUUAAUGUCAUUUGCCUUCCUCUGUCCUCACUGGUCUACAGAGCCAUGCGUCAGCCUCUCUUCUCUCUCGCUCUCCCUCCCUGACACUUUUCCGAUUUCUCCAUCCUCACUGAGUUCAAUUAAACUUUAAAAAGAAAAUAUUGUGCUGAAAUGCUCAUAGAGAUCUUUGCUCACAGAGAAUUGCGUGAAGACAAUCAAGGCCUUUUUCAAUUCUUUUUUACCUUAAAGUUUUAUCACGUCUUUACCGUGCAGCCUGUGCUGGUUCAGCUGGGAAUGAUUUCAUCUCAGAAAAUCAUGUAGUACAAUAUGUGUAGAGUUCCAAUCUAAAAUCGCUAUAAACCGCUUGUCCAGUGUCAGUAAAGCCACUUUUAGGUUGGACACAGGCCACUGCCAUGAAAUUGGAAAAUUUCAACAAAAAAUAUGCUGUUACACAAACUAAAAGCCAUGUUUUGUCUGUCAGUAAAAGGCAUAUCGAGGGUCCCAUUCGUCCAAAUCACUCUCAAUGCAGAGCUCCACAUUGAAUGUGGAGCUUGUACUGUAAAAUUUCACUUCAGCUGCAAACACAAACAUCCAUCUGUGACAGAAACAGAGGCCAAGAGCACCCACCUUUAUGUGUACAUUUCACACUUCACCUCUUUGUAUGAUUGCCUGAGUAAAGACACUGAGUCAUCGAAGCGCUGUGAAUGUGUGAAAUGGAAAAGAUGGACCAAAUCUGAUCUGAUUUACACGUGAAGGAAGGAGGCGAAAUGCUCUGUAAGUAUGUGCUCAUGUGUUAAUAACGUGUGUGCAUUGUACAUGACGCAGUGUGCGAGUGUGCGUAUUUGUGUGUUCGAGACGAGUGUGUCAGGCUACACACAUUACUAGCUGUUUACGUGCGUGAGUGUUCACUGCUAUUCUGUAAUUGUGGAAAUUUGUAAAAUAAAUAUGAUUUUAUUUAACA
Messenger RNA from Menidia menidia (Atlantic silverside), 2914 nucleotides. The record is from the annotation of a GenBank genome assembly. NCBI's taxonomy places the organism in Eukaryota, Metazoa, Chordata, Actinopteri, Atheriniformes, Atherinopsidae.